Plutella xylostella (diamondback moth) is the source of this 1032-nucleotide messenger RNA. Its product is annotated as chymotrypsin-2. The record is from RefSeq and is a predicted model, not a curated record. NCBI's taxonomy places the organism in Eukaryota, Metazoa, Arthropoda, Insecta, Lepidoptera, Plutellidae. Gene Ontology annotation, biological process: proteolysis. Gene Ontology annotation, molecular function: serine-type endopeptidase activity.
AUGCUGUAUCUUAACCUCGACUCCACCCUCUCCGAGCUCUUCAGCGCUUCAACACCAGCCGCGCGGGCCGACUGGGAGCGCAUCGUGGGCGGCUCCAAGGCUGCCAACGGCUCUGUGCCGUACCAGGUGAGCCUGCGCUACUGGGGCGUGUGGCACUUCUGCGGAGGAUCUAUUGUGACACCGAGAGUGCUGUUGACGGCUGCGCAUUGUGUAGAACGGGCGCGCCCAGAAUUCAUCCAAGCUGUGGUCGGAACCAACCAACUCCGCUCCGGAGGUAAAGCCUACAAGAUCCGCAAGAUCGUCUACCAUGAAGCCUAUGACAAUGACCUGAUAGUGAAUGACAUUGCCAUCUUGUUUACUGAAGACGAGAUCGAGUUUAGUAGCACGGUCGAUGCUGUCGAACUGAAUGAUGAACCAGUUGAGAAGGGAGAGGAUUUGUACUUGACUGGUUGGGGAACUACUUCGUACCCAGGACGGCUUCCCAACGACCUCAUGCAGUUGGACCUGAAAGCCAUCACGUACGAAGAGUGCAAGGAAGCCCACAAGAAUAUCAACGCGGUGUUCGAGACUCAGAUCUGUGCGCUCACUAAGGAAGGCGAGGGGGCUUGUCAUGGUGACUCCGGCGGCCCGCUGGUACGAGAGCUGAGGCAGGUCGGCGUCGUGUCCUGGGGGAUCCCCUGCGCGAGGGGCAAGCCUGAUGUCUACACCAAGGUGGAAGCCUACAUGGGAUGGAUCGAGAAGACACUGUACGAUGAUGAUGAAGACCACUUGAGGGACUUGUACCACAUCAAGCGAAGAAACGACAAGACAUACUUUACUAACAGACACAGGACUUUGCAGCACUAAACUUGUUAUCCAAUUAAUGAAUUUAGAUUUGAUCCUGACUGACUACUUGGGCUCAUUUUGAGGGUAACUGCUUCUGUAAAUCUGUAAUACUUUGAUUGUGUUUUGUUUUCUUAUUAAGUUUUGUUUUAUAUUAGGUGUAGCUAGUAAAUUUUCAAUUCAACACAAGCUCUUUUAUUUCACAAUGGU